Molecule: messenger RNA, 1385 nt
Organism: Malus domestica (apple)
Lineage: Eukaryota; Viridiplantae; Streptophyta; Magnoliopsida; Rosales; Rosaceae
Product: caffeic acid 3-O-methyltransferase
Biological process (GO): methylation
Molecular function (GO): protein dimerization activity; O-methyltransferase activity; S-adenosylmethionine-dependent methyltransferase activity
Source: RefSeq, a predicted model, not a curated record
ACAGCCUUCUCCUCCCCCCUCGCUACUCUCUGUCUCUCUCAACCGACCAACCCAAUACCAAAAUCAAUAAAAUGGAUUCAACCAGAGAGACUCAGAUGACUCCAACCCAAGUCUCCGACGAAGAAGCCAGCCUCUUCGCCAUGCAGCUAGCCAGCGCCUCCGUUCUCCCCAUGGUGCUCAAGGCAACCAUCGAGCUCGACCUCCUUGAGAUUAUGGCGAAAGCCGGGCCUGGUGCUUUCGUCUCUCCGGCGGACUUAGCUUCGCAGCUGCCGACCAAGAACCCUGACGCGCCCGUCAUGCUGGACCGCAUGCUGCGCCUCCUGGCCAGCUACUCCAUCCUCGCUUACUCCCUCCGCACGCUUCAGGAUGGCAAAGUCGAGCGGCUGUACGGCCUAGGCCCUGUCUGUAAGUUCCUGACAACGAAUGAGGAUGGUGUUUCUAUUGCUUCUCUCUGCCUCAUGAACCUGGACAAGGUCCCUGUUGAGAGCUGGUACCACCUGAAAGAUGCAGUUCUUGAAGGAGGGAUUCCCUUCAACAAGGCCUAUGGAAUGACUGCUUUUGAGUACCAUAGCACUGACCCAAGAUUCAACAAGGUCUUCAACAGGGCAAUGGCUGACAUCUCCACCAUUACCAUGAAGAAAAUUCUUGAGACCUACAAGGGCUUUGAGGGCCUCACAUCCGUCGUUGAUGUUGGUGGUGGCAUUGGUGCUGUCAUUAACAUGAUCGUUUCUAAGUACCCUUCGAUUAAGGGCAUUAACUUCGACUUGCCUCAUGUCAUCAAAGAUGCCCCCCAAUAUCCUGGUGUGGAGCACAUUGGAGGAGACAUGUUUGGAACUGUUCCAAAAGGAGAUGCAAUUUUCAUGAAGUGUGUAUGUCACGACUGGAGUGACGAGCAUUGUCUGAAGAUUUUGAAGAACUGCUAUGCUGCUCUUCCUGAUAACGGCAAGGUGAUUCUUGCCGAGUGCAUUCUUCAGGUAGCCCCGACCAGCAACCUUGCCACCAAGGUAGUUGCCCAUCACGACCUGAUCAUGUUAACUAACAGCCCUAGCGGAAGAGAGAGAACGGAGGAGGAGUUCGAGGUCUUGGCUAAAGGAUCUGGAUUCCAAGGCUUCCGAGUCAUGUGCCCUGCAUUCAAUACCUAUGUCAUUGAACUUCUUAAGAAGAAUUGAAUAUAACUUUGGCUUUAGGUAUGAUAACUUCUGUAUUCAUAUUGCUUUGGUUUUUUAUAUGGUGAUCGCAUGUGGAUUUUUCACCAUAGGUAGGCUUUCAUAAGUUAUAAAAAAAAAUAGAGGAGUUUACGUAAAUACUAUAUGCACUUUUGUCGAUGUGCGCAUCUACCAUAUGAAUUUUUCAUUUGUAUUAUUUACCAUUUGAACUUUGUAUUA